AAAACAUUGGUACCUGCAAAUGAAAAAAGAGAAAAAAAAAACAAGCGCCAAUAUUUUCUCCCUCCUCAACAUUUUAGUUUCCCUCUCUCUCCCAAAAUUUCGAAAGCUAAUUUUCGUUUUCCCUCUCCAAAAGCUUCAUUUUCGUUUCUUCUAAAUUGCAAUCUCCAGUGAUUCAGGAGACUACUCCACAAACCCAAUUGGAAAGUCUCUCUCUUUCGAAUUACAAUCUCUUCAGCUUAUUUCUAGGGUUUUACUACUUCUCUACUAUGGCUUUGGAUGACGUGAAAGCCUCGAAGCGCAAAUCGAACCCUGGAGUUCGAGUAAUCGGAGGGAGAAUCUACGACUCUAGUAAUGGCAGAUGCUGUCACCAGUGUCGACAGAAGACGAUGGACUUUGUUGCCUCCUGCAAGGCCAUGAAGAAGGAGAAACAAUGUUCCAUUAACUUUUGUCAUAAGUGCUUACUCAACAGGUAUGGUGAGAAGGCAGAAGAGGUGGGUGCCUUAGAUGAUUGGCAUUGUCCUAAGUGCAGAGGCAUCUGCAAUUGCAGUUUCUGCAGGAAGAAACGAGGGCAAAGCCCAACAGGAAUAUUAACACACAAGGCUAAAGCUAGUGGGCUAUCAUCAGUCUCUGAGCUCCUAGAUGUUGAGGGUCAUGAUAAAUUUUCUUAUCAGAAAAAGCCUAAGCUGGAGAAUGUUUCCAAUGGAGAUACUGUUGUUGACAAGGACAGCAACAAAGCGGAGGGCAAGAUCAAGAAAGCCUUGAACAAGACCAAAACCGACUUUCCAAAGGCAAAGCUGGAAGAUGAUUUCAUUGAAGUUGCCAAGGAGAACAAAGCGACGAGCAAGAUCAAGAAAGGCUUGAAUAAGACCAAAACUGACCUUCCAAAGGCAAAACCGGAGAAUGUUUCCUUUGAAGAUGUUGCCAAGGAAAACAACAAAGGGGCAGGCAAGAUUAAGAAAACUGUGAAUAAGACUAAAAAUGGCUUUCCAAAGGCAAAACCGGAAGAUGUUUCCAUUGAAGGUUCAGAUGUUGCCAAGGAAAACAAUAAAGGGGCAGGCAAGAUCAAGAAAGCCGUAAAUAAGACCAUUCCGAAGGCAAAAUUGGAGGUUGUUUCCAUUCAAGAUGUUGCCAAGGAGAACAACAAAGUGGCUGGCAAGAUCAAGAAAGCCAAAGUCAUUAACAAAGUGAAAGAGGAGGAAAUUCAGAUUGAGGCUAAACUUCCUAGUGGUAUAAGUUUGACUAAUGUCUUAGGCAUUGAAAUACCCACUGAAGAAACUGGAAAUGUAUUGCAGUUUCUUGAGUUUUGUUCAGCCUUUGGAAAGGCUCUUGAUUUGAAGCACGGGCAUGCUAAGUCUAUUGUUGCUGAGUUUUUCGGAAGUGGGCGUUACACAAAGAGACAACAAUACUGCUCUGUUAUACCGAUGAUGAUCCAGUUGAUGCAAAUAAUAUCACAUGAUAGAGACAUGUCUCUGUCUCUAAGUGCAACUGAUAGCACUUGGUUCAGUUCUCUUGGGGAGUGCCUAUCGCAAUCAGGAGUUCUGAGUGAUGUUUUCCCGCCUGAAACUUUCAAGUCAGGUGUCUCAGAGUAUAAGAAGAUGGAUGCAUCAACAAGGCUCAAGCUUCUCAACUUCUUAUGUGAUGAAUCACUUAGCACAUUGAAAAUGAGGAAUUUCAUUGAAGACAAAAGUAAGGAGUCUGAAACAAAGCAAAGAGAGGCAAAAGAAAAGGCUGCGGCUGCAAGGGAAAAGGAGAAACAGUUGAGGCAGAAGAUGCAAGGAGAUCUUAUCAAAGCCCAUAUGGAAAAAAACGGUGCUCCAUUGUCCAUUGAAGAGCAUCACAAAGUUUUGUCUCAAAUAAAAGCUGAAGCUAAAGAGGCUCAUGGCGAGAUGCUGAAGGCAACAUCUAGAAAGAGGCAACGAUGUGAUGCUGUUAGAACCGACCCGAUUCUAUUGAAUAAUGAAGGUCUUGUUCUCUGGAAACUAAAAUGCUUUGAGGAAGAACCAAAGUUUUUGCUUCAAGAUAUAGGAACAUUUGAUGAUUUAUCUCCACAUGAAAAAUGGUUAGCUUUCAAGCCUGAGGAGAAGCAAGAGAUAGAGAAGUAUAUCUCUGCCAACAGGAUGAAAUUGAUGCGAGCAAAAAAGAAUGCAAACGUGGAAAUCAAUUAAAGAAUGAGAAUAUUGCCAUCAUUCAACUUUCAGUAUUCUCAAAAAUUAAACUCAUAUCUUUCUAUUUUUGUCAUUUUGCUUAUUCUGUUCAGUUCGGCUUAAUUCUGUUGUAUGAUAUGGACAUGAUAUGCUUAAUCCAUGCCAGUCUCUUACUAUAAUAGGGAAACCUAAUCUUGGCUGUUUCAUUAAUACAGUAUUUUGUAUCAAUAUCUUUGGUUGUAUAAAGUUGAAAAGAAAUUAUAAGUGUUUUC
This is a messenger RNA of Eruca vesicaria subsp. sativa (arugula), 2416 nucleotides long. The record is from the annotation of a GenBank genome assembly. Lineage: Eukaryota; Viridiplantae; Streptophyta; Magnoliopsida; Brassicales; Brassicaceae.